AUGUCUGAAUACGACUUCAUUAUCAUCGGCGCUGGCGUUGGCGGUCUUGUUCUAGCCUCACGUCUAAGCGAGGAUGCAGACCACUCCGUUCUCGUGCUCGAAGCCGGUCCCAAUCGCAUGGGAGAUGCUCGCAUUGAAACCCCGGGCCUGCUUGGGACCUUGUACGGUGACCCAGAGAUAGACUGGGACUAUAUGAGUGAACCUCAGAUCCAUGUGAACAACAGACAAAUCGGUCAACCCCGAGGUCGCGUCGUCGGGGGCUCCUCCGCAAUAAACUUCGGCGCCAUCAUGUAUCCAUCACGAUCCAACUUUACGGCCUGGACUCAGUUGGGAAACGAAGGCUGGGGACCAGACGAGAUGGCACCAUACCUGCGCAAGUUCCACACCUACACACGGCCAAGCGACACGACCUCCUCUCUCCUGGGGAUCGACGAAUACAUGAAGACUGAGGCGCAAGGUGUUGAUGGUCCGGUGCCAGUGACUUUGCCCGAUGUGUACAGUGAGUUCAAUCAGGCCUGGAACGAAACAUUUCACGAGCUGGGAUGGAAGGCCAGUGGGGAUCCAAUUGCUGGAGAUAACAUCGGGGCGUUUACCAACCCGCUGACGGUGGAUCGUAAUGGGCGACGAGGAUACGCGACAGCGUAUUAUACACCCCAGGUUGCGCAACGGCCAAACCUGCAUCUGCAAGCCGAGACAUUGGUGGAAAAGAUCCUCUUUGAUCAGUCGGGGGAGACGCCUAGAGCAACUGGUGUCCAGAUCCGUACCAAGGACGGCAGCGCGUGUAUCACUGCUCGGCGCGAAGUCAUCCUGUCGGCUGGAAGUCUGAAUUCGCCCCAGAUACUGGAGUUGUCGGGCAUUGGACAGGCAGAUCGGCUUCAAAAGCAGGAUAUUCCGGUCGUUGUUGACCGUCCCGGUGUGGGAGAAAAUCUGCAAGAUCAUGCAUUGUCGGCACUCAGUUUUCAGGUAGCCGACGGACAGGUUUCUGGCGAUGUGUUACGCGAUCCAAACGUCGCACAGGCACUGCUCAAGCUAUAUGAAGACACGCACAGCGGACCCAUGGCCGGCAUGCCGAUGAGCAUGGCCUACUUGCCGUCCGUGGACAACAACGGCGCAUUGUCCACGGAAGCUGUACAGAAAUUGGUGCAAAGUCAUCAGGACCAAAACACUUCCCCGGCGCUGCAAGGACAAUACGACAUUCUACAGAAGAAGCUACUUGACCACAAAACCUCAGACGUGCAGUAUAUGUACCUUCCUGUUCAAUUACACAUGAAACCCGGCGCGACGACCGUGCCAGACGUCCUGGCCAAGAACCUACCGGAGAAUUACAUCAGCAUCCUCGCCCUCCACAACAACCCUUUCUCGCGGGGCUCUGUGCAUAUCAGGUCCUCCCGGAUCGAGGACAAACCGAUUUACGAUCCAAACUACCUCUCACAUCCGCUCGAUCUGGAGCUGAUGGCGCGCCAAAUGCAGUACCUCGAUCGUAUCGUGCAGACGGGGCCAUUCGCCUCUUUAAUCAAGGCUAGUGUCCGAAUCCCAGCACACGCGGUUGAUUUGAGUGAUCUCAACGCCGCAAAGGAAGUGGUCAAGGAGCGAUUGUUCACCUGUUUCCAUCCAUCGGGGUCGUGUGCUAUGAUGCCCGCUGACAAGGGAGGUGUUGUGGAUAACCGUCUGAGGGUCCACGGAACAAGUAACCUGCGUGUGGUUGACGCUAGUGUCUUUCCUCUGGAGCCAUCCGGGAAUAUUCAAGCGACAACCUAUGCAUUGGCCGAAAGGGCGGCUGAUUUAAUCAAAGAGGAUCAUUCAUUGCAGUCUUCAUAA
Molecule: messenger RNA, 1818 nt
Organism: Aspergillus ruber CBS 135680
Lineage: Eukaryota; Fungi; Ascomycota; Eurotiomycetes; Eurotiales; Aspergillaceae
Product: GMC family oxidoreductase
Exons: 3
Coding region: 1-1818 (605 amino acids)
Molecular function (GO): flavin adenine dinucleotide binding; oxidoreductase activity, acting on CH-OH group of donors
Source: RefSeq, a predicted model, not a curated record